This is a messenger RNA of Naegleria gruberi, 1427 nucleotides long. RefSeq names its product delta-12 oleate desaturase. Bases 1 to 1374 code for a protein of 457 amino acids. The record is from RefSeq and is a predicted model, not a curated record. Gene Ontology annotation, molecular function: oxidoreductase activity. The transcript has 3 exons. Gene Ontology annotation, biological process: lipid metabolic process. NCBI's taxonomy places the organism in Eukaryota, Heterolobosea, Eutetramitea, Acrasida, Naegleriidae.
AUGUCAGCUGCAUCUGCAUCGAGUGCACAACAAGUUGCCUCAUCAACCAAUGGUGUUGAAAAGUAUGAAACUCUCUCAUCACUCUAUCAUGGUGAUGCCAUUCCGUUCACACUUCGUGAUUUGAAAGAGGCCAUUCCAAAACAUUGUUUCCAAAGACCAGUCAUGACUAGUAUGCUUCAUGUUAUUUCUGACUUGGUUCAAUUGGUUGCUUACACUGUUGCCUAUUAUUACUUUUCAAACUUGUUGGAAAGUUGGUGGUUUUCUAAUCCAAGUUUGUUGGUUUUGAGUCCAAUUUAUUACUUGUUGCAAAGUAUUCUAUUCUGUAGUUAUGUUUUCAUUGAAGGUGUUACUUUUACUGGUUUGUGGGUUCUUCAACACGAAUGUGGUCACUAUGCCUUUGCUGAUAGUCCACUUGUUUGUGAUAUUGUUGGUUAUCUUAUUGGAAGUGCCUUGUUGGUUCCAUACUUUGCUUGGCAAAAAUCACACGCCAUUCACCAUGCCAAUACUAAUCACAUGACCAGAGAUCAAACUUGGGUUCCACAAAACAUUCAACCAGUUCCUUCCCAUAAUCCAGCUGAAAAGCCAGAAGAAACUAAGAAUGUUCAAAUGAAACCAAAAUCUGAAUCAGCCUUUUCUGCAGUUGUUGAUAUGAUUGUCAUGGCUACUAUUGGUUGGCCACUUCACUUGUUGGUCAAUAUUUCUGGACCAAUUAAGGAAAAUUUCUAUGCUUACUAUGCUAAGGGUAUUCGUUAUGAACCAGCAAUGAUUAAUGACAAUGGAGAACAUGAUGCUGAAAAUGAAUAUUCUGAUUACAAGCAAGUUUCUAAAAAGUCCCCAAUCAGUUUCACUUCCCACUUUUUACCAUCUUCACCAAUUUUCAAUAAGAGUGAAUUUUUCAAGAUUCACUUGUCCAAUUUUGGUGUUAUUGCCAUGUUAUACAUUGUUUAUCAAUUAUUCCAAGUUUUUGGAUGGCAAGUUAUGGUCACUACUUAUGUUUUACCACUUUUAGUCCAAUUCUUCUUCCUUACUACUCUUACUUUCUUACAACACGUUCAUGAUGACAUUCCUCAUUUGGAUGAAGGUGAAUGGAAUUGGUUGAAGGGUGCUAUUUGUACUGUAGAUCGUUCAUUUGGUUCAUUCUUGGAUUCUAAACUCCAUCACAUUACUGACACUCAUGUUUGUCAUCACAUUUUCUCAAAGAUUCCAUUCUAUCAUGCUGAAGAAGCUACUAGAGCUAUUAGAACUAAACUCGGAGUUUAUCAUAAGGAUGAAACUUCAAAGAGUUUCUUUGGAGCUUUGUAUCAUAAUUUGCAACAUUGUGUUGCUUUGAAGAGAAAUGAAAAGCACAGAGGAAUUUUGUGGUGGGAUCAUUAAGCAGUUUAUUUUCUUUUAUUUUAAUUGAAAAAUAAAUUCAUUAGAAUACUAGU